AUGAUAGCAGAGCCCAAAAUUCGUUUUGCCGUUAGUUGUUCAUCUAACAUGAAUCGUUCCAUGGAAGCGCACAAUUUUAUGAAAAAGAAAAAUUUUUUAGUUGAAUCAUUUGGUUCUGGUGGUCAAAUAAAAUUACCAGGACCUUCAUUUGAUAAACCUAAUUGUUAUGCAUUUGGUGAAGCUACAUAUGAUUUUAUUUAUAAAGAUUUAGCUACAAAAGAUAAAAGAUUUUAUACAAGAAAUGGUUUAUUAGGAAUUCUAGAUAGAAACAGAAAAAUUAAAGAGAAACCAGAACGUUUUCAGGAUCAAGAUCAAAUUUUUGAUGUUAUAUUAUGCUUGGAGGAGCGUGUAUACGAUCACAUUGUUGAUUUUCUACAGAAGAAACCUUCAAAAACAGGUGAAAGAGUUUUUGUUAUAAAUAUAGAUAUCAGAGAUAAUUUACAGGAAGCAACAAAAGGUGCAUAUGUUAUUUGUGAGUUAUGUGAAAUGUUAGAAACUUUAGAUGAUUUGGAUGAAGGGAUUGAAGUUUGUCUUGGUACUUUUGAAAGAAAAUAUCGAGAUAGAAAUUUGAUUUACACUGUGUGUUUUUAUUAA
Molecule: messenger RNA, 594 nt
Organism: Strongyloides ratti
Lineage: Eukaryota; Metazoa; Nematoda; Chromadorea; Rhabditida; Strongyloididae
Product: RNA polymerase II subunit A C-terminal domain phosphatase SSU72
Exons: 2
Coding region: 1-594 (197 amino acids)
Biological process (GO): termination of RNA polymerase II transcription
Cellular component (GO): mRNA cleavage and polyadenylation specificity factor complex; nucleus
Molecular function (GO): RNA polymerase II CTD heptapeptide repeat phosphatase activity
Source: RefSeq, a predicted model, not a curated record